CGUUACUCAAGCGAUGAGAGUUCAAAUGGAGACAUGAAAAGAUUCUCAUAUCCACGAAUUCGUUGUCUGUUAUAUCAAAAUUCUUGACUCAAAGAUGGUAUGUCAGUUAUUAUUAACUAUUUUAUUUCAAUUAUUCAUGUAGUACAUAGAAAUCUGUGAAUACAGAAAAUCCUUGCUAAUUCCUAACCUAAUAUAUUCAAUUCUUAACCUAAUAUAUUCAAUUCUUAUUUGUUAAAUCUUAAAUUCUGAAUUCUCAGGAUAAUAAGAUUAUUCUCACUAUUUUUUAUAUUUUCCAGAUAACUUUUUCUAAUAAUCUUUUGUCUAAUAAUCUUUUUAAUGUUCUGAAGCAAUUUUCUUGAAAUUUGGAUAAUCUAAAAUUGCAUUUUCAAUUGAACGCUUAAUCCUAACUUCUUUAACUGACUAAUUUUAACUUUUAAGAAUUGAAAAAAAAUUCAAACUUUACAUUUAAUUUAAAUGUUAAAAAAAUUUGAAAAAUCUCAAUAUUAUUUUCAAUACUUUCGAUCUAUUGCAGAUUCAAGGUAAAUUUAUAUUCGGAGAACGGCUUUCCCUAGUAUCCUUGACUUUUUAAUUCACAUUGCACUUGUAUUCGUACCUCGUUUAUUUUCUUCACAUUGAAUGUGAUGCUAGUUACAGAGUCUUAACGAAUCAACUUUUGAAUUAUCAGAAACGUGAUUCAACAACAUCCUACCAUCUAGCAAAUGCAUAUUCAUACAAUUACAAAGUUUAUUUUUACCAAAUGAUAAGUAGAAACAGAAAUUUUUUAACCGAUAAUAUAACAAAAAUGAUUUUCUCUGAUAUUGAUUAUUUUAUUGUAUUUUUCAAUUUGUUUCAUAAGAUAAAUUUAUUGGAAGGUUGUAACAUGUUAAACCCUUUCACUUUAAUUCUAACUUAACCUUUUUAGUUGUAUAUAACUUUGUUAUAUAUAACCUUUUUAAUGUACAAAUUAAAAUGUAGGCUUGAUAUAAAUGAUUAUAUAUUGAUUAUUAUUAUUAUAUAUUAUAUUAAAUUUAUUAUAAAUUGAAUGCAUGAUAUUCUUGUAAUAAUAUAUCUGAAAUUUUAGAAGAAAUAUUUAUUUGAGUUUUCUCGGUUAAAAGUAGCCAAUAAAAAAUCAAGGUUUUAAGUGAAAGGUAUUUUUCAAGAAUGAAACAAGGUUUAAAUUGAUUAGCUAUAUAUGUAAUCAUUAUAUUCUCAUAAUUAUCAAUGAUAAUUUUUCAUCUCGAUAUUUAUUACAUAUAUUUGAUAAAUCUCAUUAUAAAUAUUUUAAAGAAUGUCACGACUCAGGUUGCGAACCACUGUUAUUAAAAAUGUUAUAAAAAGAAGAAACAAAAUUCAUAUUUAUAUAUAUAUAUAUAACAUAAUCGAUUAGAAAUUAGGCAAGUUUCCUUUUGUUUGCAUCUUGAAAAUAUUCUGCUUCAAAUAUUCUCUAGAAAAUUUUUUGCCUAUUACAAAUUCAUUUACAAACGAAAAUUUCUUUAUGUCUUCUAAUAAGCAUAAGCGAUAAAGGACGAUGAGCGUAUGAAAAUAUUUACGCAAUAUCAUAUUACCAUUUGCUACUGAUACGUCAUAGACAGCAACGGAUCGUUUUACUUCGAAUUAAAGUCUUGCUGAUUUUCUUUCGUAGAACAUUAGUUUAGUUUCUUAGUGCAACGAUAGAUUCUUAGUAACCGGAACUCGUGUCUUGUCUUUGAAAGACUUUUACGAGAUACCGUAAACAUGUGCGUAACAUGUGUCACCAUCAUUUUUACACGAGUGAGUAUUUGUAGUAGGUAUAAAUUAAGUCGAUCACAAAUCUAACAUCCUAAUUUUCAAAUAUUUAGAAGAAUGAAGUAGCUUUCAUUAUUUUAUUGAAAUUAUAAUUUAUUAUAAUUUUCAGAAAAUGAUAUCUGAUAAUUAUUUACAUUUAUUAUGUGUUAUAUAUUUUUUCUAAGAAAAAAUAUGUUAAAAUUUUCUUAACCUUAAAAUAUUGUUUCCUUAAAUCGUUUUAUCUUUAGAAAAAAUUUAUGUCAAUGGCAAUGAACAACAGCUUAUGUAAAAAUAUCAUACUAAAAAUUCUUUGUUUUUCGAAAUCUUUGUACAGUAAACUGAUAUUGAAAAUUAUGACGCAAUAAAUUUACAUAAAUAUUUAUGUUCAUUUAACUAUGUAGAGUUAAAAAUAUAUGAAUUUUAAUAUUAAAAAUAUUAAUUUUUAUGAGUAGUUAUAUUAUGAAUUACGAUAAGCAGUUAUUUCAAUUUUAUAUAAUCAUUAUAAACUUAUACAGUUGUACAUUAUAAAAAUAUCGUUUUAAAUAAUAAAAUUUGCUGAAUUUUAAAUAAAAAAAUUAGGAACAAGGAAACUAAACAAUUUUUCUAUAGAUAAAAAGAAAAAUAUAUAUAUAUAUAAUUAUAAAGAAAUUUAUUAAGAAAUAAGUAUCACUUAUAAAUGUAAAGAUAAAAAUGUCAAAGAAAAAACAAAAAAUUCAAACUAAUGGAAAAAUUAUAUAAGUUUCAAGGUUUCUACUUCAGUAUUCAACUAAAUAUUACAAAAAUAAAAUUUAAAUACAUAAAAAAAAAUUACCAAACAAAUUUUUUUUUUUAAAUUUUUAUUAUUUUUGCUGCAAUUUGAUAUAUAUCUCAAUAUUUGACAUAAUUUUAAACAAUAUGACGCUGAAUACAAGGAUAUUGGUAUUUUCGUAGGGUAAAAUGCAGUUCUUUCAGGAACCGUGCAUCUGGUCACGUACAAAUUGCAGCAACCCUUUGUUAAACGACAGAAUAAAGACAUAAAACGAGAGGAGGAAGAAGCGACUGUACAAAAUUGCUGAUAUUGAUUGCAAUAUCUUAUUAUAUUGCCUUAUGCAAUUUCGUAUGCAAAUUUUUAUAUAUUAUUAUUAUUUUUAUAUAUAAAGUGAAUUUUUAUACUUUAUUAAAUAUAAUAAUCCAAUUUUUUUAUUCAUUUAAAUUUUUUAAUUCUAUUGUCUUACUUUUCAUUUAGAAAGUAGUACAAUCUAUUACCAGUUAUAAUUUGCAAAUAUCAUCUAAUGAUACUAAUAGUAUUAACAUAAAUAAUAGAAAUUUGUUAUGUUUUAGUUAUCUAUUACAUAUUAAAAAUAUUAUAUUAAAAAUAAAAAAAAUAAAAAUUAUUUAUUCAGAAUUUCAACGUGCAAUAUCUUUUUUAUUUAAUUUACGAAUAUUAAUAAUAUAAGAUAAACAUGUUUUAUUUUAUGAUUUGUUUACACUUUAAAUCGAAGAAAUAAUGAAAGAAAUGAAAACAUAUUUAUUGGAAAUAUGAAACUCUCUAUAACUUUCUUCUUUCUUUAAUAUAUAUAUAUAUAUAUAUACAUAUAUAUAUAUAUAUAUAUACAUAUACAUUAUAAUUGAUAUAUAUUCAUUAAUUUUAUAUAUAAAAUAAUUCUAAACACGAUGUUAUCAUUCAGAAUACAAAUUUUAUUCGUAUAAAUCCUGCAUAUGAUCCUUCUGUCGACCUCAGUGUUCAAUUGAAUUUAACGAUCGAAUUAAACCGAUUUACUUUCAUUAUGAUAUUCGAGGCGAAGAAGAGACUGGCCAGAAUAGAAAAGAAAGAGAAACAUGCAAGCAAAUAACGGUAAUGGAAGACUCAAGUUUUAAAUCACCAUAAAUUUUGAAAUAGAAUAUUAUCGGAAGAAAGAAAAAAUUUUUAUAAUUAUACGUUAUAAAUAUAUGAAAUUUUUCUUAUUAUAAUUCAUAUUUUUUGAAUAUUAAAUAGAAAUAUUUUGUUAUAUGCUAUUUUCGUAUGCUCGAAAUUCGAAAUAAUCUUUACUAUCUAUUAUUUUCAUAAUAAAUAAAAUUAAACAGGAAAAAAAGAAAUAAAAAAUAAAAAUAAAAUAUGUUAUAAUCUUUUUUAUAAGUUUUUUUUUUUAUAUUUCUUAAUUUUAAAUAUAUACGUUCUAAACAUACAAAAUAAAUUAUUAAAAAAUAGAAAGAACCGAAUGUACAACAGUAGCCCUCAUCGUUGAACGCAGGAGCAUACACUAUGGAAACAGGGUAUACAAUAUAUUGUAGUAUAUAAAGGGGGGAGUUUGAAGCAGCCGUCGGUCCCCCACCGUUUCGAUCCCCACCUCCUGGGCCCUCUCCUACUCGUUUCUACUCCGGCAGUCCCCCUAGCAGAUCGAAAGAGUUUCCCUCUCGCCCCUCUGCUGAACAACAAGCCACUGACUUCUCGUCAGUCGACGUUGAAGACUGCUACGUACAUACGUGUAUAUGCUCGACACAAUUCGGUGUUGGCUACUCGCAACCCGUUCAUCGCACGAUCUAUCUGCACGAUAUAUUGAGAGAAAAAGUUCUGCGCGAAGAGGAGAGAGAGAGAGAGAAAGAGAAGGAGAAAGAGGGGGUUCGUGGCACGCCGAGAGAGUUCAAGGUGUUGCACAACUUUGCGUCAGGCUGUGUUUCUCUCUGAGAAAUCCUCGACUGACGGAAAAAAAAGCAGGAUUGAUAGUGAGUGUCGUAGCUUUGACACGAAGCGAAAAUUCAAUCGGUUUGGUGGCGUGACAUAGCGCGAUUACACGGAAAUCAAGAAAACUAGACAAAACGAACGCGCGUCUCGAUUACAUGUAGCUCUACCUAACAAGGAACCACAGAGAUCACGUGGAAAAAGACAUACGAUCGAUCCAGAAAACACUGUUUGCUUCCCGUAGCACGCACGGUUAUUUGUUUACCACGACUCACCUGAACAUUUUCUGAACGUGUUUAACGCCUUCGAACCGAUUGAUUGGCAGCAAAAAAUGUUGACAGGACACGUUUGUUUCGUUAACGCAUUCCAGAAUUAAAUUCUUGCCAGAAGAUAACCGUGUGCGUGUGUAAAGUCUAAAGUGGCCGUUCGCGAUCUUGUUCAACGUGGUUCGGUGACCGAUCGCGUGUGCGCGCGCGCGCACUCUCUUCGGUCCGAAGAAAGAACAAGAAGCAGUGGUGGAGUAGGGCAGAAGAAAAGGAAGAAGGACGCCAAAGGAGAAGGAGAACCGGGAGAAAAGGAAAAGAGGGAGGCACGCCGCGUGGACACAGCCGUACGAUCGUGUGUCUGUUUCGUUUCGUUUUACCGCUUUUCGAGUCUGAGCGUGGUAGAUGAAGACUCGGGAAAGUUUCAGUUAAUAUCUGAUUUUUCCGAUACGUGCUUCUCUUGUUUUUUUCUCUUUUGUUUUUUUUUCGUUCGUGAACGAUUUUACCACGUGGGGAUAAUCGUGCGAAGGAGAAGAAAACAUACGAGGAUUGUAAACAACCUAACGCGUCGUUUGAUUAAAGAAAACAAUCAUGUAUAAACUACUAGGAGGUCUUGGACAAUACUUGAAAUGGCAGGAAAUCACAACAGAUUCUAUGGUGUUUCGGUUACACAACCACUUUACAACGGUGCUACUUUUCACGUGUUCGAUGGUAAUCACGGCCACCCAAUACGUAGGCAAUCCGAUCUCCUGCAUCGUUCAGGGUUUACCCACGCACCCUAUCAACACUUAUUGCUGGAUAACUUCUACAUUUACUAUGCCGGACGCAUUUAAUCGGCAGGUUGGUCUAGAGGUGGCGCAUCCAGGAGUAGCGAACGACUUCGGCGAUGUAGAUGCGAGGAAAUAUUAUACUUAUUACCAAUGGGUGUGCUUUGUGUUAUUCUUCCAGGCGGUACUAUGCUACGUUCCACAAUGGUUGUGGAAUAUGUGGGAGGGCGGUUUGAUCAACGCACUGGUUAUGGGUAUGAAUCACGGUCUCGAUCACGAAGAUAAUAUUCAAAAAAAGAAAUCUAUGCUUAUGGUUUAUUUAAUGCAAUAUAGAAAGACCCACAACACGUAUGUGUACCGGUAUUUCGCCUGCGAGGCCCUCUGUCUUGUCAAUAUUUUCCUUCAACUGUACCUGAUGAAUCGGUUCUUCGACGGCGAAUUCCUCAGCUAUGGACUGCGAGUUUUACAAUUAUCCGACGUUCCACAGGAGGAACGCGUAGAUCCUAUGGUCUACGUUUUUCCACGCGUUACCAAAUGCAUUUUCCACAAGUAUGGCGCAUCAGGAACCAUACAGAAGCACGACUCUCUGUGUAUCCUACCGUUGAACAUCGUAAACGAAAAAACGUAUAUUUUCAUCUGGUUCUGGUAUACUAUUCUAUCGAUUUUGUUGAUCGGCUUGAUGGUCUACAGAGCCGCCAUAAUCUUCGCCCCAGCCGUCAGACCAAGAUUGCUUCAUCUGUCAUCACGACUUCUCUCCAUAGAAACCUGCAACAGUAUCAGCAAGAAGAUCGACCUUGGCGAUUGGUGGCUUCUCUACAUCCUCUCUUCCAACAUGGACUCGUUGAUUUACAGGGAUUUUUUGCAAGAACUUACUAAAAAAAUGAGCGAUUCACAUUCAGUCGUUGCCUAGGUUACAUCUUGCUAUUUUACAAAUUCAAAUUAAAAGACAUCGGUUGAAAGUAUAACAGAAUUAUGGACUGAUUCGUUGAUUGGUCAAUAGGCAGAUUCUAUAUUUUCUGCUGAGAAAUUAUUUUUCUCCAGAGAAAAUUGAAGAAAGUUAAGGAAAUAUAUAUAUAUAUAUAUAUAUAUGUAGACCUGCGCAUUUGUAUAAAUGAAGCGAGAAUUCAUGAUGAUAUUUUUCCUAACUAGCGCUUAAAGGAAGAAACAAUUGCUAUAUACGACUGACGUAAAGAAAAUGCGAUGAAGACAUUCCUAAUGCCGCAUUAAAGUGACCACUUUAGGAUCUCUGUGUGUGUGCUUGCUUGCGCGUGCGUAUUUGUGUGUGCGUAUGUAUAUGUAUGGAUAUGGUAGCUGCGUGUUAUGUAUACUCACGCGUGUAUCAUCAUUGUUUUUCAACGAUUAGGUCCCGAGAGAAUCGUUCUGUAUCUUUUCAUUUAGUGUUCGUUCUCCAAAGCAACAAAGCUAUUUUAUUUCUUCGAGUAUUGCUCAAAGCAAAUUGUUUCAGUAGGAUUAGAAAAAUUUCUUGAUCGUGAGGAUCUUAACGUGCAAGGAUAUGUAUUUUACCGUGCAACAUCUUUUUGCUAUGAGAUCAUAUUUGGUUUUUUUUUAAUCGAUCUCCGUGGUUAUGACAACACGUAUAUUGUGUCUUACGAAAGACGUUAUUAUGAUACAUUCCUGUAUAGUGUAUACAAAUUGAUUCACUUUUUUUUUCUUCUUUAAAAUAAAGGAAAGAUAUAUAUUUUUUUUUUUUUUUUAGCAUAUAUACCGAAUUUUUAAACAUAUAUUUUAUGUUAAAAUACUUUAGGGAUAAUCCUUUCAUUCACGUGAUCAAGUAAUAUAGAAUACCAAUUAAAAUUAUAUGUAAUAGUUUGAAUGUAAGAAUUUUGGUAUGGCUAAAAUGAAUAUUUUAUUCGGUGGAUUUUCUACGUAUAGUUGUAUUUUAAUAGCGUUUAAAAUAUACAGUAUCUUUUUAAUUAAUAAAAAGAAUACUGAAAAUAAUACUUUAAAUAAUUGUUAUUACGAAGUUGUUAAUUAAUUCUGUCCAUUUUCGUGAGAAAAUGGGAAAAAAUGCAUGUUGGAAGAGUACACAUUCUAUAUAUUGAUGGACUAUUUACCCAUUUGUGUUCCAUCGACAAGGAAACAUUGUCGAAGAAGACUUCUAUUAAACGUUUUUUUUUUCCAACACUAUAUACUUUUUCAUUACGUUUCAUUAAUCAAUAUCUAUGUCUACGACUUUAUAAGCGUUAAACAAUUUGUACCAUAUGCAUGUAUUUCCUAUUGGAAAAUAAGAACGAAUUUUAAACACAGAAAGCCGAAUUUUAACGGUACUAUUUUAUUUUAGGCGAUUAAUAAGCGAUUAAAUGAGAGAAUUAAAGAUUGACAAAUUAAUGAAUAAUGUUUUAUACGACUUUACAAUUUAUACUUAUCUACUUUCAGUGAUAUUGUAUGAAAUGAAAUAUUCGUAUAAUAAGCACACCUAUUGUUGUUCAUUCCAUUCAACGUUUAUUUAAUCUUGCUUACAAGAUUCUUGUUUUGAAUUUUUCCCUUGACAAAAGCAUGGAAUAUUUUUAAUUAUUUCUGCCUCGAUUUUAAUCUUGUAUUCAAUUUUUAUUUGCUAGAUAAGCGUAAGAUAUAGGCUGCCACAUACAAUGCAAUGCUUUUUUCUUGAUCUUCAAAGUUUCACAGAAACUUAACUAUUAAUUAUUACUACUAAAUAAAUGUAAAAGACGUUGAUAGAUAUAUUGAGAAUAUAUAUAUAUAUACUAUACGCAUAUAACGUUAUAUGCUUCUCUUUUAGUAGUAUUAUUAUAGUAGUAUUUAAAAAAAUAAAAGUUUCCUACUAUUUAAAAA
Molecule: messenger RNA, 8264 nt
Organism: Apis cerana (Asiatic honeybee)
Lineage: Eukaryota; Metazoa; Arthropoda; Insecta; Hymenoptera; Apidae
Gene: ogre
Product: optic ganglion reduced
Cellular component (GO): gap junction; plasma membrane
Molecular function (GO): gap junction channel activity
Source: RefSeq, a predicted model, not a curated record